Branchiostoma floridae (Florida lancelet) is the source of this 2476-nucleotide messenger RNA. Its product is annotated as galactosylceramide sulfotransferase-like. Lineage: Eukaryota; Metazoa; Chordata; Leptocardii; Amphioxiformes; Branchiostomatidae. Gene Ontology annotation, cellular component: membrane. The record is from RefSeq and is a predicted model, not a curated record. The transcript is spliced from 7 exons. Gene Ontology annotation, biological process: glycolipid biosynthetic process. Gene Ontology annotation, molecular function: galactosylceramide sulfotransferase activity. Bases 697 to 2166 code for a protein of 489 amino acids.
AUGAUUUAAGUGCCCUAUUUACGAAGAGGAGAUGUAAAGUUAGACAUCAUGUUGUUCAAACAUUGCAGUUGCAGUCAAUUAAACUUUCUCAGUUCUUGGUUGUUUUAAGGUCACAGCAGUUCAGUCAAUCUGCCAAUGGUUAUACAUGUAUAUGUUUCGGCAAUUCUUACAAGGUCACCAAAGCUUUCGUUCCACGGUUGACACAUGCGGGUAUUACAUAUGUCUCUAAGCAGAUGCAAGGUUCGGCUAACUGCUUUACACUAGACAGAAUGUAGCAAGAACGCCUGUAAAACACUGACCUGGACCAUACAUCUGUUUGAAUACUAAUGUGAUACCGCUUCGAUAGGCAUUUAACUGAAUCCAGUUCUACCUGAGGCGUUUUUCAACAACUGGUCUUUCCAGUGAGCGAUCCCUCCAUAUUACAGGUCAUGGCUCACACGUCAAGUAAGCCAGACAAAGGGCUGCUGUCUGAUGAAAGCUCCUGGGUCUGAAGAAGACUCCUAACAAGUGAACGGUUCACCAAAGGAGUUUGUACAUGUUUUCUAGACCUACCCUGAAAGAGGACAAACCUUCAGUCUCUAUGGUCCAGCUGCCACAGGCUGUGAGGGCCAACCUUCCUGCUGUCACUUUACCUCGGCUGCACACACAUCCAUUCGGAACGCAGUUAACUGUCAUACCAACUGACAAAGAUUGAACAUGCAAGAUGAAGACAGUUACUCGCCAGGAACGAUGAGGAGGUCACGUUUGCGUAUCAUGCUGAUUGCCUUGCUGUGGCUGGUGUUUCUGUCCGCGAUCAACUGGGUUAUCACUUCACAUGUGAUGAAGAGGAACCCCAGUUCAAGUACCCACAUUGUGCAAGGCGCGGGACCCCUUGCACCACAUGCACAGAAGAUAAACCCAAACCAACAGAACAUACACCCUGAGAAUGACAAAAUGCCAGAUCAAGGGCAAAACGAAAAGUCGGACAAUGAUGAUGAGUUCUUCAAGAGUGAAGAAGACGAUGACGUCGACGAUGAUAAUCAGGAAGAACCGGAGAAAUUUAUGGCAGAGGACGAACAGGUGUCACAGGAAGAGUCGGACGAACGUGGGCAAAACGAGGUAGCGAUUGAAGGAGGAGAAGGAGAAGAUUGUGAACGUAAGAACAACUUUGUCUUCAUCAAAGUCCACAAGGCCGGAUCCACCACCGCCAUGGGCAUCUUUCUCCGCUAUGGCUACGAGCACAACCUCACCUUCGUCCUGCCCCGCAGAACACCUUCCCUGGGCUGGCCGGCUCAACUUAACGAGGACUUCUACAUCCCACUCAAGAACAACGCCUUCAACAUCCUCACCCACCACACAGUCUAUAACAGAGACUUGAUCGGCCAAAUCAUGCCGAAAGACAGUUACUACCUAGCCAUUUUGCGCCAUCCUAUAAACAUACUAAAAUCGGUCUUCAAUUGGUGUUCUUUAGAUAGCCGCUUGUCCAUAAAGUCGGAUAACCCAGUGGCUUACUUUCUAGAGAAUAUUGACCAAUACGCAAAGCAGUUAGACGGCGUAGACUCUCCGGUUACUCUAAGAAAUUUCAUGUCUUUUGAGUUCGGGUACAAGUCGUCUCCUGUGCAACCUAGCGACGACGAGAUUCAAAUUUUUGUCCAAACUAUCAAAAAGGACUUUAAUCUGAUCAUGAUAUUGGAACAUCUCGACGAAUCGUUGGUACUGUUGAGGAGAAUUAUGUGUUGGGACAUAACGGAUAUACUAUAUCUGACGAAAAAUGCCGAAUCGUACGACUACCGACGAGCGGAGAUUUCUAGUGAUGAGGUGCGAAUGCACCGAGAGAUGAGCAAAGUGGACUACGCCCUGUUUGAGCAUUUCAACGCCACCUUGUGGGAAAAGAUCGAACAGCAGGGUUCAAAUUUUAAAGACGAAGUUGAGCACUUUAAGACAGUCAAUGGAAAAGUGACGAAGUACUGUGUGGCACUUGACCACAGUGCAGUGCUGACGUUUAACGAAACGAAAUGGUAUUCAACAUUUUCCGUAGACAUGGAGUUUUGUAAAAACUUGUAUAAGCCACAGAAAGCGUAUGACAAGGAGUUGAAAGCUAGGCAGGAACCCUUGGUUACUGACACCUAUUGGGAUACGAAAGCUGAUGUUGAAGCUCGCUGGGUUAGGCCCAAAUUGCCCUGUUAGAAUAUAGUGAAUAAUGUAUUUAUCGUUCCAAUUGUAUCAUAUGACAGCAACUUGUAUUUAAACAAUAGUUUAAGUAAAGUAUUCUUCUGGGCUAAUGCACCAUGGAACAGUUUUCAGUGAAAGUAGACAGACUCUUUAUCAUCAUUAUCGUUAUCAUUAUCAUUAUUAUUAUUAUGCUUCUUAUCAAGCUUGUGUUCAUUAUCAGUAUUAACGUUACUGUACAAAUAGCCGGUGCCUGAUUAAUAAACAAAUACCACUGGGUUUGGUAUCAAAUUUGUUGACUUCACUUACUUUUGCUCUAGCUCUGCUA